Messenger RNA from Aureobasidium namibiae CBS 147.97, 444 nucleotides. RefSeq lists its product as uncharacterized. The transcript is spliced from 4 exons. The record is from RefSeq and is a predicted model, not a curated record. Lineage: Eukaryota; Fungi; Ascomycota; Dothideomycetes; Dothideales; Saccotheciaceae. Bases 1 to 444 code for a protein of 147 amino acids.
AUGCCUGGUAUCACCUGGGACGCUGAGGCUGAUCGCAAGAUCUUGCUCGCUAUCUUGAGAGACCCCGAGUCCUCCGCCAACAUCAACUGGGAAGUCCUCGCUGCUGAGCUCUCCACCGACACUGUUACCUGUACUAUCGGAGCUCUGAAGAAGCACAUUUCUCGCAUCAAGAUCGCCGUCAAGGACGUCAACAGUGAUGGCUCUGACUCAGCUCCCAAGACUCCCGCUCCCAAGAAGGGAAAGGCUAAGGCCAACGGUACCGCGGGAUCCUCUGCUGGACCCAAGUCCAAGGGCAAGGGCAAGUCUGCUUCCAAGCGCAAGGUCUCUGAUGACUCGGAUGAUGACGACGAAGGUACCCCUCUGACCAAGAAGCUCCAGAAGGCCGCUCCUGGUCAAGAAGAACUGAAGGUCAAGACUGAGGGCGACGAUGAUGAGGAAGAAUAG